Molecule: messenger RNA, 2071 nt
Organism: Amaranthus tricolor (Joseph's coat)
Lineage: Eukaryota; Viridiplantae; Streptophyta; Magnoliopsida; Caryophyllales; Amaranthaceae
Exons: 5
Coding region: 424-1938 (504 amino acids)
Molecular function (GO): protein binding
Source: RefSeq, a predicted model, not a curated record
AUUUUAAUCUCCUCCUAUUUUUUCUCUCUCUUUAAUCUUCAAAACACUAUUAAUAAUUUCAAAAGAAGUAAUAUAGAAUUAAGAAUCUGUCAACCCCCUUGUCUUACGCUCUCAUUCUCAAUAAUAUUAUUAUUAUUAUCAACCCAUCUAAAACAACACCCAAAUACCCAAAUAUAGUAAAAAUCGGAAAUACCCUAAAAUAAUUUAAAAAAAAAAACCACAGAAAACUAAAACAACCCAUUACUUUGAACCGAAAAACCGCUCUGAAUUUGGCCUGAAAACCCAGAAAAAGCUGUUUUAUGUUAUUGGGUGUUAAAAAUUUUGAUCAAAAUUGGGUCUUAUUUAAGUUUUAUGAUGUGGGUAAUUAAAUUUGGAGGGAGGAAAGGUGGUGGAUGCUAACGUGAACCGGAGGUGCGUAGGGUAAUGGUGGAGGAGAGAAAACAGGGAAAUGAUUGUGUAAGGUGGGGUACAUGGGAAGAGUUAAUCUUAGGUGGAGCUGUUCUUAGACAUGGUUCUCAUGAUUGGGAUGCUAUUGCUUUGGAGCUCCAAACCCGUACCCUUUACCCGUGUCUUUUUACUCCUCAGGUGUGCAAAGCCAAGUACGAGGUGUUGCAAGAGCGUUAUUCUGGCUGCUCUGCUUGGGUUGAAGAUUUGCGGAGAAAGCGUGUAAAUGAAUUGCGUAGAGAAUUGGAGAAAUCAGAGGAAUCAAUUGGUUCUUUGGAAUGGAAACUUGAAACUCUGAAAUCUGAAAAGGCGGUCUGCGGUUUUGCUGAUCAGGGUUGUAGUGCAGCUGAAUUUUUGGAGCCACUACUCAAAUCAGGAGGAAAUGAAUCUGCCGGGAAAGAGGCAUCAAGGGAUGGAUCAUCUGCUGCGAGUUUCACUCAGGAAGCCUAUACUAGCCGGUUACUGCAUUUUGCUGAAGAAUGUGACCGAAAGCCUGUGGUUCCGGAACCUUCUUUAAGAUUAGAGAAGUUUUCGGGUAUAGACAAGUUGGUGGAGACGAUGCGCAGAGAGUAUGGAGUGAACGUUAGGAGGAAAAGAGGGAAAAGGCGGAGAAAGGAUUUGAACAAGGAAGGAAAGGAAGGAAGUGUUGAUGAUCAGAAUAACCUAAUGUCUUUUCCGGAUACCAUGUCACCCACGUCACAAGCUAAGGAAAAAUUGACUAGUGACACUGUGCAGCCUGUGAAAUCUCCUGAUGCAGAUUGUCAGGAUCCAUGCACAAGUAUGCAGACUCGUCCUGUGAGGACUCCUGAUGCAGAUGAUCAGAAACCGUGCAUGCGUAUGCAGGAAAUAGUUGAUUUUGUUAAAAUCUUUGAUUUUGUAAUGAAGAAUGACCAUGCCUCAGUGUUUAGGCGUCGACUCGAUAGCCAGAAGCGAGCCAGAUAUAAGAGGAUAAUAAGGCAGCACCUAGACUUGGACACAAUAGAAUCAAGAAUUGCCAAUAAGUGCAUCACAUCAACCGUGCAACUCUUGCGAGACUUGCUUCUGCUAGCCAACAACGCACUCGUUUUCUACUCCAAGAGCACAAGAGAGUACAAAUGCGCGUUAAUACUCCGAGACCUUGUUACUAAGAUAGUGCAUCAACAUCAUAAAGCGAGCGACAAAAAGGUUGUGAUUGCAGCAGUAUCAGAAACCCGAAAAUCACCAAUGCUAAAACCGCCUGCAAAACCAAGAAGUGCUCGGCCGUUCAACUGCAAGUUAUUCAACAAGUUAGUAGAUUCCGCGCCAGGUGAUGCUACCAUUGUCGCUGUGAAAGCACGUAUACAUCCUGCAGGAGGUAAUAGUACACUGUCCGCAGCUGAAUCGCCCCCUUUAACAAAGAAAAGUCAAGGGAAACGCGGGAAAGUUGGGCGUGUUAAACGGGGUAAUGCUGGUAUACAAGCUGAAACUCCCAUGAAAGUGAGGAAGAGAGUUAAGAGUGAAAUAGUUGAGCUAUAAACUUUGUGGGGAUGUAAUUCUCACUUCAACUCUCUUGUGUUUAAAGUUUUAAGGAGAAACUUUGGAACAUUUGAAAACAAAAUCCCAAGAUGUAUAUCCUCAUGAGUAAUAUACUUUUACUUCAAUUCGGUUU